UACUUGGUCAGUGUCGGGGCGCGGCGCUGUGCGACAGGUGCCGCGAGACACGUUCUCACAGCUCCCACCAGCGGGCCUGGGCAGGGCGCUUCGGGCCGGACACAGGCUCAGCCUGGCAGGCGGCUGCUUUUCCAAGAAACUUGAGCCCCGCGCGCUGCCGUCCGGGCCCCUCCAAACGAGCCCAGGGGGCUAGCGCGCGCACUCCCGCGGCGGAUCCGAGCAGGCCGGCUCCCGCGCCUGCACCCCACCAUGUCCGCCCUCGCCAAGGCCUCCGGCGUCCUCAAGUCGGUGGACUAUGAAGUGUUUGGCCGGGUGCAGGGUGUGUGCUUUCACAUGUACACAGAAGAUGAAGCUAGGAAAAUGGGAGUAGUUGGCUGGGUUAAAAAUACCAGACAAGGGACUGUUACUGGCCGAGUUCAGGGCCCAGAAGAUAAAGUAAAUGCAAUGAAGGCCUGGCUGAGUAAAGUUGGAAGUCCCAGUUCUCGCAUAGACCGAACCAACUUUUUUAAUGAGAAGGAAAUCUCCAAGCUUGAUUUCUCAGGAUUUAGCACUAGAUACUAAUGGAGGAAGAAAUCUUUAAGCACAAAAUUAUAAUGCUUCAGCUGCAUAGUAAUUUCUUUGCCUCCAUAAAAUAGCAUGACAGCACUUUUUUUGACGUCUGCUUCAUACUAAAGUAUAAAAAUACCCCUUUUACAUAAUGUAGGACUGUCAGUUACUGUAUUAGAAAUUUCAUAAUGUAAAUCUUUACCAACAUUGCCAAUUUAUAUAUAAUUUACUUAGAAGGAAGUAUAAAAAAUCAAUAAAAAUAUACAACUGCAAAAUCAGCAAAUACUAGUGCACAGUGAGAUUUGUAAGACAUGAUCAUACAGAACCUAGUCUUUGCCAAAUAAAAUAUGAUUUAUAUAUAUUAAAAAACAAACAAAUAGAAAACAACUUAAAUUUCACUGUGACAUAAUUAAAAAUGUUUAAAUACUUUAAAUAAUCUUUAAACAGGAUCACAGCAAUGUUCAGUAGUAUAUUCUAUAUGCUAUGAAUUGUAAAGUUCUCUUGUAUUAUUUGUAAUAAUUAGUUGAUGCUGUAGCAAGUGUUCUAAAAUAAAUGUG
Terrapene triunguis (Three-toed box turtle) is the source of this 1103-nucleotide messenger RNA. It is a transcript of the gene ACYP2, whose product is annotated as acylphosphatase 2. Gene Ontology annotation, molecular function: acylphosphatase activity. Lineage: Eukaryota; Metazoa; Chordata; Testudines; Emydidae. The coding region runs from base 250 to 561 and encodes 103 amino acids. The record is from RefSeq and is a predicted model, not a curated record. The transcript has 5 exons.